CUCAACUCCGCAUAGCGCAACAGUAAGCCAAGAGAAGCGCUCACUAAGAAAAGUUUGACUAAAAAAAUGGCUAAGUGCGAGACUACCGCGUUUCUUUCCUUUUUCACCAUUACAACACGAAAAAGGAUUUAAAAGGAUCUAUUUGAAUCUGCCAGCAUUGCAACGUUGGAGGAUUUUAUUUUGCACUUUUUGGGGAUUUGUCGCACGGGAAAAAAAAAAGAACUUCUAGGGUGUCUUCUGUUUUGGACGGGGAAAGUAAAAAUGUAUUCAUCCAGGCAGCCGCGCACUUUUGCGGGCUCCGUGGUGUUUUUCUUGCUGUUUUGCGGGGUUGCUGGGAACACACGGACGUGUCCCGCUCCGUGCGCUUGUUUGGGGGAUCUAGUGGACUGCAGUCGACUGAAAAGAGGACAAAUUCCAAACUCUCUCCCGGAAUGGACAGUUCAACUGGACCUGAGCCACAAUAAAUUACAGGUGCUCGACAGCACUUUGUUUUCCAAACUGCGAUAUCUGAACGAAAUCAAGCUGAACCACAACGAACUGGAUUCGAUACCUGACUUGGGUCCGUGCGCGUCCAACGUCACCACGUUGAUUCUAGCAAACAACAGGUUAUCCAAGAUGGCCGCCGAGCAGCUCAGGCCUUUCCUCGCCCUGGAAACGCUGGACCUCAGCAACAACAACAUUGUGGAAAUCAAGGCCAACUCUUUCCCCGUUUUGCCUCUCAAGAACUUAUUCCUCAACAACAAUCGCAUCUCCUCGUUGGAGACGGGCUGCUUCGGUAAUCUGUCCAACAGUCUUCAGGUUCUCAGACUCAACCGCAACCGUCUCUCCUCCAUCCCGGCCAAAAUCUUCCAGCUGCCCAAUUUGCAACACCUGGAGCUAAGCCGGAAUCGAGUGCGCCGGGUGGAAGGUUUGACCUUCCACGGUCUGCAGGCCCUUCGCUCUCUGAAGAUGCAGAGGAACGGCCUGACUCGCCUCAUGGACGGGGCCUUCUGGGGCCUCGGCAACAUGGAAGUCCUGCAGUUGGACUACAACAACCUGACGGAGGUGAGCAAGGGCUGGCUCUACGGCCUGCUGACUCUGCAGCAGCUCCACCUCGGCCACAACGCCAUCAGCAGGAUCCGAGCCGACGCCUGGGAGUUCUGCCAGAAACUCAGCGAGCUGAACCUUUCUUCCAACCACCUGUCCCGACUGGAAGAAUCCAGUUUCGUGGGACUCAGCUUGCUCGACGAGCUUCACAUCGGGAAUAAUCGCGUUAGUUUCAUCGCCGACGGAGCAUUUCGAGGCCUCUCCAGCCUGCAGACGCUGGAUCUUCAAAAUAAUGAAAUCUCCUGGACCAUCGAGGACAUGAACGGGCCUUUCUCAGCGUUGGACAAUUUGAAGAGAAUAUUUUUACAAGGAAACCAAAUCCGAUCAGUUACCAAGAAGUCCUUCUCUGGCCUCGACGCUUUACAGCACCUCGACUUAAGCAAUAACGCCAUCAUGUCCAUCCAAGCCAAUGCUUUCUCUCAGAUGAAAAAUCUACAAGAGCUGCGACUGAACACCUCCAGCUUGUUGUGCGACUGCCAGCUCAAGUGGCUUCCAGUCUGGGUGGCAGAACAAACUUUCCUCCCGAGCGUCAAUGCCAGCUGCGCCCACCCGCAGAUGCUGAAGGGCCGCAGCGUGUUCGCCGUUGGCCCCGAGGAGUUCGUGUGCGACGAUUUCCCAAAGCCUCAGAUCACCAUUCAGCCGGAGACCCAGUCGGCUCUGAAAGGAUCCAACGUGACCUUCGUGUGCUCGGCCGCGAGCUCCAGCGACUCGCCUAUGACCUUCGCCUGGAAGAAAGACAACGAGGUCCUUAACGACCCCGAGAUCCACAACCAGGCCCACUUGAGGGUGCAGGGAAGUUCCGGCGGCGAGACCGAGGUGACGGAGUACACAACCACGCUGCAGCUGCGUGACGUGCAGUUCUCCAGCGAGGGGAAAUACCAGUGCGUCAUCUCCAACCACUUUGGAUCUUCGUACUCCACCAAGGCCAGGCUCACGGUUAAUAUGCUUCCUUCCUUCACCAAAAUGCCGACGGACUUGAGUAUCCGCGCCGGAGCAACGGCCAGGCUCGAAUGCGCCGCGGUGGGUCACCCGUCGCCUCAGAUCGCCUGGCAGAAAGACGGCGGCAUCGACUUCCCCGCCGCCCGCGAACGCCGAAUGCAUGUCAUGCCGGAGGACGACGUCUUCUUCAUGGUGGACGUCAAGACGGAGGACAUUGGGGUUUACAGCUGCACUGCUCAGAACAUCGCCGGGGCCAUUUCGGCUAAUGCUACGCUAACGGUUUUAGAAACGCCCUCUUUCCUACGACCCCUUAUGGACCGCACGGUAGCCAAGGGCGAAACGGCCGUACUCCAAUGUAUCGCAGGCGGCAGCCCCGCUCCGAGACUUAACUGGACCAAAGACGACAGUCCUUUAGUGGUGACCGAGCGCCAUUUCUUCGCCGCCGCCAAUCAGCUCCUCAUCAUCGUGGACGCCGCCGAGGCGGAUGUCGGGAAGUACACCUGCGAGAUGUCCAACGCUCUGGGCACCGAACGGGGGAACAUCAGGCUCUCCGUCAUGCCCAACCCAAAUUGCGACUCUGGAGCCCAAGGAGGGAUCGGGGUCGGGAUCAUCGGCGGAACGGGCUCGGAAGACGACGGCUGGACCACGGUGGGCAUCGUCAUCAUAGCCGUGGUGUGUUGCGUCGUUGGCACCUCGCUAGUGUGGGUGGUGAUCAUCUACCACACUCGACGGCGGAACGAGGACUGCAGUGUCACCAACACCGACGAGACCAACCUGCCAGCAGAUAUCCCAAGCUACCUCUCCUCUCAAGGCACUCUUGCGGACCGCCAGGAUGGCUACAUCCCAUCUGAGAGCGGCAGCAGCCAUCAGUACAUGGCCUCAUCCAUUAGCGGCUUCUACUUGCAGCCCAAAGACAUGAAUGGUCUUUGUCAGCUGGAUACAGGAAGUGAAGCAGAGAUGGAAGCGGCGUCCAUCGACCCUCUUCUCUGCCAUUACCAAGGUCCGAUAAGCACACUGCUUCGCCGAGAUUUGUACCCGACUGAAUUGGCCGAGGUCUACACAGGGUGCUCCGUUGACCCAAGACCCGUUUGCACCGAGUCCUACAGUGGAAGUCUGACCAGACCUAAAAGACAGGACUACCUCCUCUCGGAGCCCUUUGACCUUUGCUCCUCUACGAUCCUGAUGCAGCUCCCCAAUGCCAGCCUCCACCUUGGCCCCUCCCAUCAGCAGACCGGCCGCCGACCAUCCAUGGAGGAGCUAGAACCGUCCAACUACGAGUCUCCGCCUCCUUACAACAGCUUCAUGGGCACGUUUGGGAAAUCGCCCUGGAGGCCUCAGCAGGACUUGUACUCGGGAUACGGCCAACCUCCGACGACGUGUAACGAAAACCCUUACGCUGGCGUCGACACGGAGUCGGAUCGCGAAGAGGACAACUCGGAAUCGGAGCAGAGCCGCAGCGUUUACGAACAGCCGUUUGACAGCAACAGGACGGACUUUUCUCAAAACGGAACGAGCUGUUAGCUGAGAGACUCAUUUUCCAUGAAGAGAUUACCAAAUAUUUUGAAAAUAAUACUUCUACCUCACUGAGCCGACACCUUUGGAAUGAAAGACUGCGCAACAAGUGAAUGUAAAAGAGGACAUUCCGAAAAAAAAGUACAAGCCUUGUGCUUUUUGGAAACAGCUUCACUAGAUGAAUAUAAACAUUUUAUAGAAAUAUUUUAUAUUUUGUAAAUUGUAUAUAAACAGAUUACAUUAUUUUUGCUUAACAUCUGUCAUGUAAGGGAAUGUUGCCGCGCCCAGCCAGUUCAGUUAUUCCAAGUUUUUUUAUUUUAUUUGGUUAUGUGCUUUCAAUGAAGCAAUGUUUUGCACAUAUGUAAACAGAAUAAAAACACCCGAAUGUGUGCUGCUGCUACAUUCA
Messenger RNA from Syngnathus acus (greater pipefish), 3943 nucleotides. It is a transcript of the gene lrig3, whose product is annotated as leucine-rich repeats and immunoglobulin-like domains 3. Gene Ontology annotation, molecular function: protein binding. Bases 262 to 3546 code for a protein of 1094 amino acids. NCBI's taxonomy places the organism in Eukaryota, Metazoa, Chordata, Actinopteri, Syngnathiformes, Syngnathidae. The transcript has 19 exons. The record is from RefSeq and is a predicted model, not a curated record.